AUGCAGGAUCUUAGCCAUGAUGAGAAAAUUGCCCCCGAGGCACUGAUCUCAAAGUUCGAGGUCGGCAAGUUACUGAGACAAGAUCAGACUGGUCGCCGUAUUGCUAUGCUAGGAUCAAUCGAUGGGAAACAGGGUAUCCUCAUCGCCGAACGAGCUGCUUUCGCAACAGAAUCCCUUGAGGUUCUGAGGGCAUUCCGUGCAGCAAUUACUCGAGUGAACAAUCUGGGUGACAAUGACAUUUACCGGUGGUACCUGGCAUCGUCUGGGGUAGACGAGAGAGGAGAACAAUCGGCUGACCUCAAACUGAACCUCAUUUGGCCGUGCACUGAGCAACACAUCAAGAAAUAUUCCGAUCAAGUAGUCCGGAUGGUCACCGAAACACCGCAGAUUUACCGUGACUACAUUCGGCCAUACAUGAGUGCCAAAAGGGAGGAAGGUAGACUGAACUGGGUGUUCAAUAUUCUUGAAGGCCGCACUGAACAAGAAGACGUGAUUCUCCGAGAUGCGGGACAUGGGCCAGAGGAUGGAUUCUUGAUGCUUCCUGAUCUCAACUGGGAUCGAAAGACUAUGGGGUCGCUGCAUCUGUUGGCCCUUGUCGAGCGCCGCGAUAUUUGGAGUCUCCGUGAUUUGAAGAAGAGACAUAUCCCCUGGUUGCGUUAUCUUCGACAACGGCUACUUGAGGGAACAGUGAAAAUGUACCCGGACCUAGAGCAAGACCAGCUUAAACUUUACGUGCAUUACCAGCCAACCUAUUAUCAUUUCCAUAUUCACAUUGUCAACGUGAUGCUCGAGGCGGGCGCCACACAGGCUACAGGGAAAGCGUUUGGCUUGGAGAAUCUCAUCUCUCAGCUGGAGACCAUCGACGGAGAUGAUGACGCGAGCAUGGCAGAUGUCAGUCUUACCUACUUCCUGGGUGAGGCCAAUGAGUUAUGGACCAACAUUUACGGGCCCUUGAAGCAAGGAACUAAACCAGCUCUUGAGAAAUAA
Molecule: messenger RNA, 987 nt
Organism: Aspergillus wentii DTO 134E9
Lineage: Eukaryota; Fungi; Ascomycota; Eurotiomycetes; Eurotiales; Aspergillaceae
Product: putative mRNA decapping hydrolase
Exons: 3
Coding region: 1-987 (328 amino acids)
Biological process (GO): deadenylation-dependent decapping of nuclear-transcribed mRNA
Cellular component (GO): nucleus; P-body
Molecular function (GO): hydrolase activity; RNA 7-methylguanosine cap binding
Source: RefSeq, a predicted model, not a curated record